AUGUUGUGUAACAGUGAAAUUGAACAAAAUUUUAAAACAUCUCAAGUAUUUUACUCAAUAUUAUUAUUAUUUUGUAUAUCUGUGCAAUUAAGUGUAACAAUACCUGUAUCUAAUGAAGACUAUAGUACAAUUGCAACAGUAACUCAUAAUUCAAUAAAUGAUUCUAAUGCUGAUAAUCUAUAUGUCAUAAAAGCAGUGGUAUAUGAAAUUGGUAUUUUAACAGAUGCCAAUGAUACAAAUGAUGACGUUACAGAAAGGCAAGAUGUUAAAAUUUCAUUCUACAAUCCUCCAAAUAAGAGCGAUGCAUCCUAAAAUGAAAAAGAAAUGCGCAUAUCUCAGAAUAAUUCGGAAUGUAAAAUAACCUCAAAUUUCUGAAUUGAAAGCAUA
Molecule: messenger RNA, 387 nt
Organism: Dufourea novaeangliae
Lineage: Eukaryota; Metazoa; Arthropoda; Insecta; Hymenoptera; Halictidae
Exons: 3
Coding region: 1-312 (103 amino acids)
Source: RefSeq, a predicted model, not a curated record